AACAUUUGUUAUUGAUCCUACAUGUUGUUCUACAGUUUUACAAAUUCUUAGAAAAGCAAAUCGUGAAAUAAAACUCUGGUGCAUUCCACUAGUAUUAUAAUUAUUUAAAUUAUAAUAACAUCGUGCAAACAGAAUGUUUAUCCAACUGGUACUAUUCAGUUUAGCCGUGUGUAUUGGUGAGGCAUCGUAUCCCAGGCAGGUUGUAAAAGCAUUACGAAGUAACAACGGUGGUGUAUGGGGUGAUUGGCACGAACCAAGAUUUUGUCCUUCUGGUCAAUAUGCUGUAGGUUACAGCUUAAGGAUUGAAGGGAAGCAAGGAAGUCGAGGAGAUGAUACCUCGCUGAAUGGUAUAAAACUGCUCUGUGGUACAAAAAAAAGACGAUCAAAUAAUGGAUUCACAGUAACAUCUGGGUAUGGACCAUGGGGUGGAUGGAGUGGUUUUAUGAAAUGUGGAUACUUGGGCUACGGAAGAGGAGAUGACACCGCAGCCAACUACGUAAAAUUCAGGUGUAAAGCUUUAAAUUGGUAUUGGCCUGGAUAUGAAAUUGGCGGAAGUGGUUUCUGGGGACACUUUAGUGGCUGGAGUACUUGUCCUCGUAGGACUGCAAUCUGUGGCUUACAGACAAGGGUAGAGGGACAACAAGGCAGUUCAGGGGAUGACACAGCCUUAAAUGAUGUCAUAUUCUUCUGUUGUAAAUAAAACUAAUAAAAUGAUAAAUUGCACUUA
Mytilus californianus (California mussel) is the source of this 727-nucleotide messenger RNA. Its product is annotated as vitelline membrane outer layer protein 1-like. The record is from RefSeq and is a predicted model, not a curated record. The coding region runs from base 134 to 700 and encodes 188 amino acids. The transcript has 5 exons. NCBI's taxonomy places the organism in Eukaryota, Metazoa, Mollusca, Bivalvia, Mytilida, Mytilidae.